AUGUCGUACGCAGAUUUGAAAGACAAGGUAUUUGUUAUUACGGGGGCUGCAGCGGGCAUGGGCCAAGAUGUGGCGGUAAGACUCGUCCAGCAAGGGAGCCGUGUCGGUCUUAUCGACCGGGAUCAACCUACACAGACUCUUGAAAAGAUCAAAGAGGCUGGAGGUGAGGCUGUCAGCUUCAUUUGCGACGUCAAGAAUAGCAAAGCCAUUGACGAUGCGGUUCGAAAGAUUGCUGAAAAAUUUGGCCGGCUCGACGGGGCCGCCAAUAUGGCAGGAUUUGUGGCGAGCCAUGGGCUCGACAAGAUUACUGACGAAGACUGGGACGGCCUGCUUGGGGUAAAUCUCAACGGGGUCAAAAACUCGAUUGUAUCGGAACUCCGCCACAUGAAGGGCCCUGGGUCGAUUGUCAACGCUGCCAGCAUCUCUGGCCAGAUGGGAAACGCAUAUGCCUCCGCGUAUGCUACAAGCAAAUGGGCGGUAAUAGGAUUGACGAAAAGCGCUGCACAAGAAGUUGGUCCUCGCGGUAUUAGAGUCAAUGCUGUUGCCCCCGGAUUUGUUCACACUGCACUAACCAGGAGCAUUGCAUCCAAGGAGGAGCUGGAGAAAAUGUACUUGAAGAAUAUCCCCCUUGGGCGGAUGGCGGACCCCGAAGACAUAGCGAGAGUCAUAUUGUUUCUGCUAAGCGAGGAAGCAAGAUACAUAACAUCUUCGGUCGUCAAUAUCGAUGGAGGCUACCAGUGAGAACAACGGGAAUGACAGUUGGAAAAUGUGGGGCGGUCCCAGGAAAACAUAUGCCUACGUAGCCUGCGACAUUUCCGAGGACUGGUAGUCUGGAAUCUGG
This is a messenger RNA of Exophiala oligosperma, 841 nucleotides long. RefSeq lists its product as uncharacterized. The transcript has 3 exons. Bases 1 to 741 code for a protein of 246 amino acids. Gene Ontology annotation, molecular function: oxidoreductase activity, acting on the CH-OH group of donors, NAD or NADP as acceptor. NCBI's taxonomy places the organism in Eukaryota, Fungi, Ascomycota, Eurotiomycetes, Chaetothyriales, Herpotrichiellaceae. The record is from RefSeq and is a predicted model, not a curated record.